Molecule: messenger RNA, 1340 nt
Organism: Carassius auratus (goldfish)
Lineage: Eukaryota; Metazoa; Chordata; Actinopteri; Cypriniformes; Cyprinidae
Gene: ecscr
Product: endothelial cell surface expressed chemotaxis and apoptosis regulator
Exons: 11
Coding region: 278-1141 (287 amino acids)
Source: RefSeq, a predicted model, not a curated record
UGACACACACCCAAACACACGCUUCUCAGCAGGGCUUUGUAAUACUAUGUGCACUCCCUCGUGCGUUACUAUUAUAUCCAACAGGAAACAGAUUUGGUCACACUGGUUGAUGCCUCAACCAAAUUCACUAGCUCAAGAACAUUUCCAUCGUUUUUAGGCUUUGUUUUUCAUUUUUUACACUUACAUAAGAACUGUAAUUAUUUCCUGAUAUCUGGGAUACAUACGACCUGUCCGUUGUAGGUGGAUAGUAAAGAGUAAAACCCAUUUGGAUUGAAAUAUGGAGCAGCUAUUUUUUCUUCUCAUUCCCCUGUUUGCAUCUUCAUGCAUAAUUUCACCAGCGAUUUGCACAGAAAAUGGCCAAAACAUACCAACUACAGUACCUCCAAACACAAUGUCUAUGUCUCCAUUGUCUGGUGUUUCAAGCGCAGCCCAAACUGGGCCUUACAAUUUGUCAUCUCAAUAUAAGAAUGGCGUGCCCAGUCACACCUCAGAAAAUGUGAGCACAACCACAGCUCCUGUGUCUUCUAGCCACACAGGCAGUACUAAUGGAUUCAGCCUUACUUCGCACACCACAUCAGGGCAGUCCAUCAUCAGCAGCUCCACACUGACCACACUAAGAUCCUACGCUGACGCAAAUCUAAAUUCCACCUCAUCCCCAGCGGCCAAAAUAACAGGCAGUACUGAUGGAUCCGGCCUCUCUUCACAUAACAACACAUCAGUGGUUGUUACUCUGCCUCCAAAGACUUCAACGACUUCUAAUUCAAGCAUCAGCGUGUCAGAGGAGACGGCAUCCCCUUCACAGGCACCAGACAGCGGCCUCACUUUGCUCGCCUUUAGUGUGAUGAGUCUUAUACUCGUCUUAAUUAUUGUCAUGGUGGUUUUAGUGAUCACUAUCAACCUCAGGGGACGGUGUAGAAAUACUAAACAGCAUGAGGGUGUCAAAAGCUGUGAUCCUGUGGUGUCUGACAGCGACUUGACCAGUAACUGUGAGAAGGAGAGCAUCACUCUUGUCUCUGUGAGGACAAUAAACACAGAAAGCAAUACAGAUUCACCCCAGAUGUCUUCAGUUCGUAGCACUAUAGUGGAUAAUGAUGACCAAGAAUUUACCAGAGACCUGCUGGGCAUCAAAGACGGACUGUGAUUUGACUCAGUUCGUAGCACAGGUUUCGAAAGGCUGUAAUAUUUUUAUAAUAUUAAAAGAAUGUGAAUGAAUGUGCCUUUAGCUAAUGGCCAGUGUACAGAUCACACAUCAUGUUUAUGACAUACAUUUGUGCACACACUGCAUAUAAAAUAUCUCCUAUAUAUGCUCUCAUAUAUUAAACAUGACUUCCUUCAUUGAU